This is a messenger RNA of Miscanthus lutarioriparius, 522 nucleotides long. Lineage: Eukaryota; Viridiplantae; Streptophyta; Magnoliopsida; Poales; Poaceae. The record is from the annotation of a GenBank genome assembly.
AUGGCCCGUCCUCGCUCGUCCCUGCUUCUUAGAGUGGUCGCGGUGGCGCUAGUCCUUUCCGCUGCGCCGUCCACGCUCGCCGGCGACCCCGACUACCUCCAGGACCUCUGCGUCGCCGACCUCAACUCCGAUGCCAAAUUGAAGGCAGGAUUUGCACAGUUGGCUGGGCAUUGUCGCAUUGAAGCCGUACCACCCAGUGCAUUUCUGUUAUGCGCUUUUUUGUCGUUGUGCUUUGGCGUAGGAUGGAAUCCACGUUUGGUGGAGCUCGUCUCCAAGACCAUCGCCCAGGGCGACGUCUUCGCUUUUCCGAGGGGCCUCGUGCACUUCCAGAAGAACACCGGCGCCGAGCCCGCCGCCGUCAUCUCCGCAUUCAACAGCCAGCUCCCCGGCACGCAGUCCAUCGCCACGACGCUCUUCGGGGCCUCGCCUGAGCUGCCUGACGAAGUGCUCGCCAAGGCGUUCCAGAUCCCCGACGAGGAGGUGGACAAGAUCAAGGCCAAGUUCGCGCCCAAGAAGGGCUGA